UUUCAAUCUCCAUUUUUCUGUCGUUCCUGCUUUCGUGAUACCUGCUCUUACUGUGCGCUUCUUACCCAAGACACAAUUGCCCAUUUGCUUUUCUUGCGCGAUUUGACGACCUGCUAUGCCUUCACGACCUUGACUUGCGGCGCAUUUUUCAUGAUCAUAGCUCCUUCUCACACAUUGCGGAUAUCCAUCCAUCGAUCCACUUUCCGCUCAGACAUCGACAGACACACACGCCACUUGCUCCACCCCUCCCAGGAACAAGUGAAAUUGAAAGCUCAUCAUGCCUUCACACAGUCGUGAGAAUUCUCAUGACCGAGAACUGGUGCUGAGACAUCAGUCCGUGCCCAUGUGGGACAGUUCGGAUCCCGAACGGGCACCCCCUCCGCUACCCAUGAACCCCAGUUCUACCAGCCCUGUGACCAGAUCGAAUGUCUCCCCAGGCAUUCAAGCCGCAGCGGCCAACUUCGCAGAAAAGAUACGCGAAAAUGCUCCUAGUCCAUACACGACUAAUCCCAUGCCACCUAAAUCACCAGAGAAGUCCCUCAUCAAAGGCCAAUUUCAUAAGCGUAUGCAAUCAUUUCAGAAUAACACAGAUGCUCGGUCCGAGUUCCUCAAUUACCUGGAGAACAGGUCGCCGGAGCGGCCCCAACGGGCCUCAACCUUCGAGCCAGGAUCCAAGUCGCUGGAAAAGUCGGCCCUGAAUAAGACGCCCAGCUCGCCAGACUCCAGAGAACCUGAACGAGACAUGCCUAGCCUUCUCAUUUCCAACCGGUAUCUCUCCAGACCGAUCCUUGGAGAGAGUACUCCACCUUCGGCAACCAUGCUAGCACUGCAGAACAUGCAAUUACCCCUGGAGAGUGAUGCACCACAGAAGCUCAUCGAGUCGGACCCAUUUGUGGGGCCCAAGCGCCCUGAUCCCUAUUCCUUCGAGUCCUUGUCUACCCAAAUUCACAGUCUCACGGAUAUUGCCAGCAAUCUUCAGCGCGAGAUGGCUCAGUUGAGCCGACGGAGUAAAGACAAUGCCACCGACCUUGUGAGUCUCAAGGCCGCCACCAACGCCCGAGAUGAAGACAUACGAAAAAGCCUCCGUGAUCUGUCAUCUAGCUUGGCCUCGAAGUUCCUUGAUUCUGAGGCUGCCACAAGUUCUCCAAACUCGAAAAAGAGCUACGCGGGACCGCGAAUGUCUAGCCCUAAUCCUUUCGCCGCAGCGAUGGAACGCGAAUUGUGCGGAUCACCCACACCAAUUUCCGAUGGCUCGGCAAGUAUCGCACUGCUGGAGAAAGUCCUGCGAGAGAUGGCGACGAAAGAGAAUCAGGACAAGCUUUUGGAAGUCGCGGAGGAGAUCAAAGCUAGGCCCAUAUCGGAGGCGUCCGGUAACCCGAAUGAUGGCGCUGUAACGACUAUGCUAGAGGAGAUUCUAAAUCUUGUUAAGGAUGAAGCUCAAAGCAAGGCUUUGGUUCGCUCACACGCCCGCGAGCUCGACGAUGACGAACAGGCAAACAUCCAAAACAGCCUGGCCCGUUCAAAAUCUAUGGGCGCAGAAGACAUAAAUGCCAACCCAGAGCGCGCUCUUGUCCCCAUGGAAGAUCACCGCACGGAGGAGAUGCUUGCUAUAAUGAAGAUCGUAAAGAACAGCGUCAUUGAAGGGGGCGGCAUGACAAACCAAGUGAAAGCCCUAGUACGAGAAUUGCGUGGGGAGGUUCUAGGAAUGGGCAGAAACUUGGCCCGCCAAAUUGAAGAAGCCGAAUCCUCUCGAGCUAUUGAAGACAAGCCUAGCGGUCUUCAGAAGGAAGAGGUUGCUGCGAUCAUUGAGAAUAGCCUCCACGACCUCAGAGGACAGCUAGCAUCGAUCAUCGAAGACAGCAAGUUCCAUGCCUCAUCGCUCUCUGACUUCCGAGCUAAUGUGAACGAUGAACAAAUUUACUCCAUCGUCAAGCAAGCCCUGGACGAGCUAGACUUCUCGCAAUUACGGCCCGAGCCUCAAGGGCCCGUACUGGAACGGGAUGACAUCCUCGAGACAGUGAGAGAAGCGUGGGAAUCGUACAAGCCCGAAAUCGAACUGCAGAACUUUGGCUUAGAGCGAGACGAGAUCCUUGAGUGCCUCUCAGAAGGUCUGAAGGAUUAUAAGCCGCAGCACGAGGAGGCUGUUACCUACGACCAGGUGCUCACAGCCGUUCAAGCUGGUAUGCAGAGCUUUGAGCAACCGCCAAGCAUCACGAAAGAGGAAAUCGUACAAACAAUUCACGAUUGCCUCGCAAACUUUGAGCCUCCAGCUCCUCCAGCCCUCGGACCUGAGCACCUUGAUGGGAUUCGCGAAGAGAUACUGCAGGCAGUUACCGAGUCUGUUACGUCCCAGAGUGCCUUGAGUAGAGAAUCUCUUGACUCAGGGCUUGGCCGCGAUGAGAUCUUAAGUGCCUUGUCAGAAGGCCUCGAGGUGCAUUUCGCUUCAACCAAGGCUACAGAACACCCUCACAUUACCAAAGAAGAUGUGGCUGAUGUAUUCAACGAAGCGUUUGCUGCCCAUCAAUCGGCCCUCACCACCAACGUCCAGCCGAGUGUCUCCCGCGACGAGAUUCUCAAUGCCAUUGCAGAAGGAAUGGAAAGCCAGAAUGCUAUCACGCGUGAAAUUGAGCUCAACCGAGACGACCUAAUGGAAGCUAUCUCCGCUGGCUUACAAGAAGCAAACGCUGCAAACCAAAAUUCUGGCGACCAGAUGCUCGAACAACUUCAAGAGCACCUCGAUGGCAUGAAAGAAGAACUGAGCCACCACCUUUCAACGAACGAGAGAGACAGCGAGCAACUGCUCAAUGCUAUCAAGGAUGGUAUUGCUGUUGUGCGACAGGAGUUGGAGGGGUACGCUGCAACUGCAGCGGAGUCUUCUGCGAAGCACGAGAUCAUGGACACAGUAAAAGAAGGUUUCCGACUGUUGCAGGCUGAUAUGGAGAAGACCAUAACAGAAACUGCUCUCUCUAACAGUUCUCGCGGCAAUCCUGAUACUCCCGAGCUUCUUGACGCCAUGGAGAAGGAGUUCGAACACCUCCGACAGACUAUAAGUAAUCUUCUUAUUCGAAGCAACGUGUCCACCGAGAAAGAUGAGAUCCUAGAUGCGAUUCGUGACAUUUCUGACCAGCAAAAAUCGUCGAACAACGAGGAAAUCACCAAAAUAAUCAAGGAGCAGAUUGAAGAGCUUCGUGACACAAUGAAUAUGAGCCUUGUCCGCGCGGAACCGACGGAGCUAGCAGAGCCCACCGAAAAGCAUAGCGACAAAGAAGAUAUUAUCGCUGCGCUGCGUGAGAGUCUCGACACUUUCCGCGAGGAGAAUAAUCAGCCCAAGGAUGCGGGUGAAAAUCUGCUUGCGGCCACGAGCGAACUCAUUGAUACAGUCAACAACGGCUUUGGUACAAUCAAAGAGGAUCUUGCAAAGCUCUUGGAGAAGCCAGUGGAGUUUGAUCAUUCCGAGCUCCUCGACACGCUGAAGGAAGGCCUUAGCAGUCUCAAAGCGGACGUUGAAAUGCUGCGUCAGUCUCAUACGGAGAGUCAUAUGUUGAAUGACGAGCCAGAAACAACUCGCGGAGGGGAAUUGAUGCUAGCCAAUGUUCCAAGCGAGCCCAUCAACCCCGGUACGAGUAACGACUUUGAGGCACUGAAAACCUUGAUUUCACAGCUUCAGACCAAGGUUGAGGCUAUUGAAGGUGCUCCUAGAAGCAGCGAGCUUCCGGAAGACAUCGUCAAGAAGGAGCAUCUCGAUGAAGUCCUUCUUGGCCUGCACGAACUUCAGAGCGCUGUAACAGGAAUUGUUGCCCGCGACCAACCUGCGGACGAGACAACGGCGAAAAAGGAGGACACGGACGCUAUAGAGACAUUGCUCCGCAACACCAAGUCUCAGCUAGACGAGAUGAAGUUUCCGGCUGCAGAUGAGAUUGCCAAGGCAGAGCAACUGCAAAGCUUGGAAGCGAUCGUUGCAGAGACGAAAGAAGCCAUUUCCGAGCUUUCCACCCGCAUUGAAUCGGAAGGCCCGACAAAAGCCGAGAUUGGGACGCUUGAGACGCUCAUGAAGGACAUGUGGAUCGCCCUGGAUGAGUUAAAGGGCAAAGCAGCGCCCGAAGAAGAUAACGCCGAGAAAUUGGUCAAAGCAGACUUGCAGACCGUUGAGGCGAUGAUCUUCGAGGUCAAGACCCAGGUUGAGGAACUCAAGUUGCCAGACGUCGAGACAUUGCCGACUAAGACGGAAAUCCAAGAUUUGACCGCACUUGUCACAGAAUUCCGCGCAAAGGUCGAUGCCGAUAAUGAGAUGACUGGCCAGGCUUUUGAUGCACGGAAAGUGGAACAUGCAGGUCUCGCAGAGAAAAUCGAAGAGGCCAGGGCCGUCGUCGAGGGCCUCGGUGACGAGCUUAAGAGUAAGCUUGAUGGCAGUGACCAAGGGCUUGCUGAGCUCAGGCAAUUACUUGAGGGUCUUGCAGUGUCUGCAGAAAGCUUCACCACCGUCGAGAACGUGAACGAACUCACCGAGCUCAUCAACCGGGAAUUCGAGCGGGCGCGGGGUGAACAAGAUGCAACCAAGCUGGAGAAAGAGGAGCGAGACGCUGCUGCCAUGGUCAAGCAGGAUGAGACCCGAGCAGCCAUCAUUGUCGAGCUGGGCUCGAAGAUCGACGAGAAGCUCGGAGAGGUCAUGGCGAAGUAUGAUGAGGUCCACGCCGCCAUGGACACUGCUCUGGACUCUAAGUUUUCUGAGGCUGCAGAUCGUGACAAUGCACACCUUGAGGCAGUCACGAGCACCAAGGCUCUGGCAGAAGAUAUUAAGCUUGUGAUCGGGUCCAUGGGUAACAGCGUUACUGAAGCUUGCGAGCGCAUGACUGUCGACGCCCAAACGUUCUUCGAGAAGGUCGACGAGUCUUACAACAAGAUGGAGGAGAUGCACAAUCAAGUGAAGACGCAGCAGGAGCAAGCUCGAUCAGACCUCGAGAAAGCUGCUGCUGCCACUGAUCGCGUGGAAAGCCAACUGCAUGAGUUCCACCCACAAGUGCUUGAAUCCAUUCAGCAAAUCCUCGCGAUCGUCGGGCAGCACUACGACCAUUCGCAGAAAUCCGCGCAGGAGAUCCGGAUGGACCUUUCUACGAUCCCUUCCACAAUCACCCCGCUGCUCCCAGCCCUACCGCCACCGGAGCCCGAGAAGUACGACGACACCCCUGUCCAAGAGAAGCUCAACAAUCUCCUUGAACAUGCCAAGAAUAAUCAGGUUCAAGAGACACUGAGCACCCUGAUGGAACGGGUUACCAAUGACCAAGUCCAUGAGAAGCUGGAUCAGCUUCUAAGUCAAACUACAAGUACCAAUGGUCAGGUCUACGAAAAGCUCGAAGAGCUCCUUGACCACGCUACCAACUCCAAUGCACCGGUCCAUGAUAAGCUGGACACUCUGAUCGACCAUGCCACCAACACCGACCAAUCCGUUAAUCAGAUGAUGAAGCUUGACGAGAUGCACAGGGACAUUAUGGAGACCUCUCAAAGAAUGAACGAGAUGUUCGCAGCCCAAUCCGUCAUGAUCGCGGAAGACAAUGAGCGACGGCGAAAGGAGGCUGAAGAGGCAGCGAUCGCUCUUGAAAGACGAAAUGCACAGCGGGAGCAAGUGGAAGCCGAGAUUGAAACCCUCCGUGAGGAGAAGGACUCUCUCCUAAACAUCAUCCACAGCCUCAAGUCCGAGAAGGACAACCUUAUCAAACAGACCACGAAACUGAACAAGGAAGUCGCUGGGUUGGAGAUGGCUCUCGAGCUUCGUCACGAGGAGAUGCAGCUCAUGGAGGACCGCGCGGAUAGCCUGGAGAAGCGGAUCCUGGAAGGUGUCCUGGACCAUGCUCGGAGUGUUCUUCUUAGCCGGCCCAACAGUCUGAAUAUGAAGAAGGCGCGUGGAUCACGAGCUCGAGGUCCCAGUGCUGCAAGUACCGCCAGUACUGCGAAGGAUGUCCGCAGCUUUCUCGGCAGCAGCGUUGGAAUGGCGCUAAAGAAGCGAGGCCCCGCUGGAUCGCGGGCCGGAUCUGGAGCGCCUCCCACCAGCAGCAAGGAAAGACGCAUUCUCAGUCUCAGCAACGUGACUGGGAAUCGAGGCGCUGGAGAUCGACAUGUGAGCGCAAGCAGCGGGUUCACGGGUCUCAAACGUAGCCAUUCCGUCAAAUCCAACUUCUCCCAGCGGAAAGCCUCUUGGGGCGGCAAGAGCUCCGUCGCUAACAAGGAGAAUGAAGUGUUUCCAGAAGAGGAUGAGAAUCAGAGCGAGGACGGGAGCGAUGCAGGGACCGAGCGAAGAACCAGCUACACAGGGACCUAUGCAGACAGCAUGGUCUAUGGACCCGGCAGUGUGGUCUCCGGCGCCGAUCGACGGGUAAGCGCCACUAGCUCAGUCGGCCCACGGUCCGUAGCGGACGAUCACGACGAGGGUGAAAGCGAGGCAUCGGAGGUUGACGAUGAUGCUCAAACGACGACGGCAGAUGACCCUGAGGAGUCUGAGGUGGGAGAAGAGGGCUUCGAGGAUGAUGAAGAAUUUGAUCACCCGCUCAAGUUGGACGAGCAGUCUUCGAAAUUGGUGGUUUAUGGGCAGCACAGUGACAGUGGUAUUGGACCCGAGGUCACAAGUGUUGCGGCAUGAAGUCCCGUGGAAUGACCUUUUGUCACUCAUUUUCUUUUGUACCCUGUUUGACCCCG
Molecule: messenger RNA, 6687 nt
Organism: Aspergillus fijiensis CBS 313.89
Lineage: Eukaryota; Fungi; Ascomycota; Eurotiomycetes; Eurotiales; Aspergillaceae
Exons: 3
Coding region: 278-6631 (2117 amino acids)
Source: RefSeq, a predicted model, not a curated record